Messenger RNA from Epinephelus moara (kelp grouper), 3021 nucleotides. RefSeq names its product S100P-binding protein-like. Gene Ontology annotation, molecular function: calcium-dependent protein binding. Gene Ontology annotation, cellular component: cytosol; nucleus. The record is from RefSeq and is a predicted model, not a curated record. The transcript is spliced from 7 exons. The coding region runs from base 131 to 1552 and encodes 473 amino acids. NCBI's taxonomy places the organism in Eukaryota, Metazoa, Chordata, Actinopteri, Perciformes, Serranidae.
UUUGAACUUGAACACCCCUUUGUGUCCGUUCUUUGAUCAGGCGCAGUGCGGGAGACUAAGAGAGAGUGCACCGUGUGAGUAUCAAGCAACAGGCCCAGGACUUGAUGUUUGCCGAUUUUCGGUGGAAGACAUGGAUAGAAAAGCACAUUCAACAUCAAACUCAGUUUUCAAUAGGCUCCAACCAACCAGACACCUGGCACCGCUGUCCAUCUACUCAAGGAUGAUCAGUUGUGAACAAAAGGCUGCUCCCCAUCACCAGAGAAGGCUCUCAAACCCAUUCAUAAAUUUUAAAAUCGAAAUAGUAAACAAUUGUGCCAUGAAGAGAAAACAAGAGGAUUCCUGUCCAGAUGAUGGUUAUGAGACUCCGGCAAAAAAGGUCUGUAGUCCAAAGGGUUUGUCCCCUGACCUCGGCUGUUUCGUGGACUUCUGCAGCCCUUCUGCAGGACAGGACUCCAUGUCGUCUUUUGUGAUCUCUACGCCUAAAUUGUUAGACGAGACACUAGAAGCUAUGAGUGAAGUAAAACAAAGUGUGAGCUCUCAGCAUGAGGAAUGUGCGUCCUCAGCAAAGCCAGGGGUUGAUAAGGGGACUGAGCCACACAGUUUGAAGUCUGAGAAGGUUCUCUUAAACGUCGCACCUCCCUUUGACUGUGAUGUUGAUGACAUCUUGUGUCUCAAUCCCUUGGGCCAAAAAAAUAGUAGUGAAGGAUUUUCUGACAAUGUAGAGAGCUGCAAAAGUCCAAGUAGCAGCACAUUUCCAAACAACCCAGGCAAAAGUCCAAGUAGCAGCACAUUUCCAAACAACCCAGUCGCAACUCUCACCGUGGUGCAUGGACAGAAGCUGGAACGAGGAGCUGGAAAAGUGGAGGACAGAGAAGAGGAGCUCAAAAAAGAAACUCAUCAGAAAGCAGAUGACGAUGAUGACAAAGGCUAUUUCUCCAUGUCCUACUCAAAGGACAGUAAAACAGAGCAUUUAGAAGGAGAUGUUGAAGAGGAGUGGAAUAUUGGUCCCCCCAUACUGGAGUCCUCCAUUGGUCAAGUCACAUUAGGUGGAGAGGAAACCACUUUGGACACCAAUUAUGAGACAACAUUACCCCUCCAAGUUCAGAUCACAUCCAGCAGUAAAACAGAUGCACCUCCUCUGCCAGUCCAGACUGCUAAGCCCACCAAGUUGAGCCCAGAUGAGAACAGAGCUGCCAUGUCUGCCAAAACUGUCAGUGCCAGCAGUCAGAGCCCGGUGUUAUUUGACAGUGAGAAGGACUGGGACCGUGAGAAACAGCUGUAUGUUCAUUCAGUCAACAGACAUUUGAAGGAGCAUCAGCGAGCAGAAGAAGAUGUCAUGACUGAGCUGCAGAAUCUGAUGAACCAUGUGGCGGACCAGACACCAGGCACUGGCAGACGGUGGCAGCAUCCUUCUGAUAUUACUCGCAGGAACUAUGUAAGACGCUUUGGGAACCAAAUUCCAAAGGUGACCCUCCAGGAAUGGCAGGCCAAGAACUGUGUGAACAAACGAUUCGCCAAGGUCCCCAAGAUAUUUGAAAGGAGCCACGUCUAAAUUUGUUUAGGACGGUCUUCUAAACACUUGCACUUAAGAGGUCAGCAUGCUGGACUCAGUCUUGUUCACAGAGUAUCUAAUGCUAUACUAGGCAAAAAUGGUACAAAUAUCAAUGUUCUUUCUUAAUAGAAUUUGUAGUAUGUAUUUUUGGUCUGUCAGUUUGUGGUGUUUCUUUUGUUUUCAACUAUGCAUGUCCCCAUACAAGAGAAUUAAUGCAUGUUUUGAUGUUGUGGAAUUAUGCUGAGACCCAAGGGUUUCAAGCAUCUUGAAUGCUGUGCCUUUUUUGCUUUUUACUGCAUUUGAAACACUGACUGUAAUAAUAUAUAUUUAAGUAAGUUUUGUACUUUCACAAUUUGAAAUUGUUGUAAUGAGAACAAAGGUGUUCCCAUAGAAGGACAUAGAAGUAGAACAGACAUUGCCAUUUAGAUCAAUAUAGCCUGAUGGUCAGAACGACAGCCAUUUUUUUAUGUGUACUUUUGCCAUUGCAACCGUUGUAGUGGGGUAACUUUUGUAUAGACAACUGCCUUGGAGCACUUUGCAAACUCACUGAGGUGAGGUUUUGCAGUAAUGACACAACAAGCAGAUGAAUGCUAUGUUUUCCAAUAAGCAAUCCAUCACUUUUAAAUAUUAGCGUGUUUCUCUGUUUCUUUUGUUGGCAUUAAAUGCAUGUUUGCUGAAGCAUGAUGUGAUGUUACUGUAGCUGCCUCUGGAGAACAAGUGAGAGCUGCUGCUCAGUGGACAGCUGAGAAGCAGAGCGAAUAUGCAUGCAGAUAUAUUUUCACAUCUAAGUCAAGUUAAGGGUUUAUUUCAACCAAACCAGAGUUUAUGAUUGUUUGAAUAGUGGACUGACUACGAUGGUUUUGGUAAGUUUAUUUUGUGUCUUUUGAGUUUGAAGUGUUUAUUGAUGUCUUACAGCAGUAAAGCUAACAUUAGUCUUAGUCGGUGAAAGAGAGAAACUUGGAUUGGUGUACGGUUGUAUUUUUCUGUUUAAAUAAGAAAAUUCGGCGUAAGAAGAGGGCUAAAUUGGGUUCUCAAACUGGUGUGACACGCUUUUUGGCCCUGCUGAUGUGUGCUAUCACCAUGACAAUUAACAAGAAAUGAUUUUGUUUUGUACAAGUCAAAUGACCAUGGCUAAUGGCUCUGUAUGUUUUGUGUUCAUUCUAUUUCAUGUGUUCAUUGUAAACUAGAAGUCAUGUGAAUUAAGAGUGACUUUGUGAACAUCUGUUUGUGUGAUGUUCGUAGAGUAGAGAUGAGAGAGUGUGGAUGAGGCGUCUUGAAAAAUAACUAACAAAGCUAUUGAAAAAGUUUAGAAAUGGAGGCCAACAUGAGUGUAUGUGUAUCUUGACUCUGAUCCUACUUUCUAGAUUAUAAAGAACUUUAAUCUGCCAAGGCAGCUGUUAGGAGAACCACCCUGAGUCCAAGCCUCUUAGACAGCCAUGGUAACCACGCCUGACUGACUGUAAGCAUUU